Messenger RNA from Bipolaris victoriae FI3, 1173 nucleotides. RefSeq lists its product as hypothetical. Lineage: Eukaryota; Fungi; Ascomycota; Dothideomycetes; Pleosporales; Pleosporaceae. The record is from RefSeq and is a predicted model, not a curated record. The coding region runs from base 1 to 1173 and encodes 390 amino acids. The transcript is spliced from 4 exons.
AUGAUCAACGCCUCUGGUCUCCCGCGUGACACCAAUGCCCUGGUUAGUCGCGGGGGCGGUAUUCACGUGCCUCCCGAAGUGAUUGCCAGUUGGCCGACUCCCAAUUACAUCUCUCCAGAGGAAAGGACAUGGGGCGCCCCAGCAGCUCUGUCCAUUUUGUUGGUGGUAACGCUUCUCGUCUAUGUCGCCCGCAUGUGGGCACGACUGACCAUGACCAAAAACGCUGGUGCUGAUGAUGCUGUUGUAAGCAUAUCGAUGAUACCCUUGAUAGGACUAUCGAUUGCCACAAUUCUCGGCGUGAAGAUUUAUGGCUUCCAAUGGCAUAUGUGGGAUCAAACACCGACAACAAAGAACACAACAACAUACGUCACCAUGGCAAUCGAACUCACUUACUUGCUUUCCACGACGCUGAUCAAAAUUUCAAUCUUGCUCUUCUACCGCCGGCUGACUGGCUCCUCAACUACCAGAUUUAUAUACCUAGUAUGGGUAUGCAUAGCGGCUUGCAUUCUGUAUUUCUUCACUUUUAUUAUUCUUAUUUUCUUCACCUGCUCUGUAGCUGUUGGACGAAAGGAUUGUGCCGAAGAAGGACCAUUCAUAGUCUCUGUCACGGCUGUUUCAACCGUGCAAGACCUUGUUAUCUGCCUGCUUCCUGCUAUCCUUAUCUAUAAGCUUCAAAUGCCCAAGCGCCAGAAGCUCGCAGUCUGUGGCAUUUUUGGCUUGGGUCUUGUGACCACGAUCUGUGGUAUCAUGAGAUUAUAUUAUGCAAUUUAUCUUUACUAUUUCACAUACGAUGCGACAUGGUACGCCUAUUAUGGCUGGAUUUGGACCGUACUCGAAGCCGACCUAGGCUUGAUCUGUGCGUCAGCUCCAACACUUCGAGUCUUUUUCCGCCACUCUUUAGGCUCGACGUCUUCACAUACCAGUGAUCCGCGAUCUGGGGCCAAUAACCCAUCUUCUGGUGUUCUGUCGAAUAAAGCAACCCACUCGAGGCCGAUAACGUGGAAUGGUGGGAGCAAAGAUGUGGAAUCUGAAGGAGAGAACAUUUACUUAGACAGUAUAAAGGUCGAGCGGGGCUUGAGCAGCAGGAUCGACGCAAGGGACGAUGCAAGCCAGAAGAGUGAUUCCAGCACCCGAAAUCUUACAACAAUAAUCCAUGGGCCUAUGUCGAAGUAA